AUGACAAGGUCUCUGCGUCCCCGAACGAGUCGCCCAACCUACAGUCUCCUCGCUGGGCUCGAUGGCGACGACGGCGAUGGGCCCUCCCAAGUUCUCGAGGAAAUGGAUAGUGGAAGCGAUUUCGCUCCUGCGCAAGAGGACCCUAAUAAGAGCAGCACGAAGGAUAUCGAUGCGUCCGAUUCGGACGGUGGUGCUUCUGAUGUCUCCGUGGAAAACCCAGAAAUUGUUCGCAUUACGAAGCUCGUGAGGCCGGCCGCGAACAAGGGGAAAAUGAAGCAAUCGGCUCCCAGAGCAAGUGUUGUCGCUCCUACUGCUUCAAGUUCUGUUGGUGGCCUGCUUGGGACUGCGCGGCGCCAUAUGUACACUCUACCCGCAACAAGGGCACAACACCGACAUCGUGCACCACCGCUGUUUAUUCAGGCAAGGGCUACUCUGCGCUUGACGAAAGCACCUGAAUUAUUUGAAGAACCAAGCGUCACCGAGACCAGCGCUUUUAAUUACAGUCCGGAAAUUGCACGUAAACUAGGGAAAGCCUGGGGUCACAGUAUUGGUCCGGGUCCUGUAUGGGAUCUUCUCGAAGACAGAGGAUGGUUCAAGGAAGCGCAGCCAGGGGACAUCACUGAAAGUUCUCGGCGCCCUCGAGUUUAUCGCGACCUAAAGAUAACCAACAGUUGGGAAGUAUUGGAUGACGUUCAAGCUGCUGGGUACCUGCCUUCCGAUAUAACUACUACGCAUGAUGGUGCUUUCAAGCCUCCGCAGCCAGUAUCGUGUUACUUUGGCAAGUACGGCGAUCAGAAGAAAGUUGAAUUGACCAUGCUUCAUUCAGUAUCGAUGUCGGAUUUUGUUCCAGGAAGUAAGUCCCACGUCUUCAACGCCGGCGCGCCCGUGUGGGCACUGGACUGGUGCCCCAUACACCCCAGCGACCGAGCAGCGCGUUCUUACGAACAGUACUUGGCUGUUGCACCCCUGCCUUCUCGCUCAUACUCCUCGGAAAUCGGCGUACGGAUCCCCCGGCCAAUCCCCAGUUGCAUCCAAAUUUGGAGUUUUAGUUUCGACGAAACGUCGGACUCAAGCAAGGUUACGUGCGAGAUGGUGCUAUGCUUGGAAAGCGGCCCUGCCCACGAAUUGAAGUGGUGUCCAUUGCCGUCUCAUGAUAUGUUGUCUGUUUCGUUAUCUAAAAUACGCAAACUUGGGCUCCUGGCUGGCACUUUUGAAGAUGGAUCCUUCUCUGUGUACGCUGUUCCAGAACCCAGCGACGUAAGACCCACGGGUUCAGAUAUUCCUAAACCGGUAUACGUUAAACUAUCCGAGCCAAUUCUCCGCAUAGAGCUCCCUGACGCUUGUUGUUGGUCCUUUGAAUGGGCGAAUAGUGAAGUCGUGGCUAUUGGGACUACUAACGGUUCUAUUGCCGUUUACAAUCUAGCAAACCACUUGAAGACCUUUGCUGGCGAGACUAUAACAGAUAUAAUGCCCACCCAUUUUAUCACCGUACAUCAAUCCGCCAUCCGCGCCCUGGCAUGGGUCCGCGCGCCGCCUGCAUCGCCCACGGGGGAGAUCCGCAACGACCUUGAUCCUACUAUCAUCGCCAGUGGAGGCUACGAUGGCACCCAAUGCUUAACGGAUAUUCGUCAGGCCACGGGGUAUACGAUCAAUAGGACAAGAGAUGUAAUCAAUACCAUGACUUACUCGCCGUUCACUUCCGGACCGAUCAGCACAGAUCACGAGAACGUAGUCAAGGCCUUCUCCGUCUUGCCUGGCACGCUCGGCCGUGGCCAUACGCUUAUGGAUCCAGCCGGACCUCCCUGGGAUGUACACGCUUCGGAUUACCACCCCAUAUUGGCGUUAGGCUCAGCAGAUGGUGCCUGCUCCACAACGAAUGCCCUGCGGCCUCCUCGACGAGGAACCGUGCCAUUUUUUAUUCAUAAGCUAUACCAGAUGGAUUACAGCCGGAAAACUGGAGAAUACCGCAUGUUGGACUGCUUAUUGCCCAAGGAAAUGCACAUAAUGCCUGUAAACGAAGCAAGAAAUAAAAAGGCCAAGGAAGUGGAUAAAACGCCUGUAGGGAUCGACGCUUGGCCGAAGGAAGUGGGAGUCCAUCGAGUCGUUUGGAACUCAGGGAAUGGGUUCCAGGCAGCGUGUAUGCUGGCAUCGGCAACAGCGUCUGGGCUAUGUCGGAUUGAUAUUCCGAGUGGAAGAUGGUACAAGGAUAAAGUACCUGGUCAUUCGGUCGCUGUAGUUAGAGGCGAGGUUUCUGUGGACGGGGCGGAUAUGGACGUGGAUGAGGAUGACCUCUCGGAAUGA
This is a messenger RNA of Pleurotus ostreatus (oyster mushroom), 2301 nucleotides long. RefSeq lists its product as uncharacterized. Lineage: Eukaryota; Fungi; Basidiomycota; Agaricomycetes; Agaricales; Pleurotaceae. Gene Ontology annotation, molecular function: protein binding. The record is from RefSeq and is a predicted model, not a curated record. Gene Ontology annotation, cellular component: transcription factor TFIIIC complex. The coding region runs from base 1 to 2301 and encodes 766 amino acids. The transcript is spliced from 12 exons. Gene Ontology annotation, biological process: transcription by RNA polymerase III.